AUGGUAAUCAAGAGCACUAUAUUUCUGCUGCUUCCUUUAUUGCAGGGAGUUAGCGCAGACUGGAAAACCACUAUCAAGACCAAUCUCGUUGUACCUAACACUGCGACUCCGGUCAUCGACUAUAUCACAAAGCCACGAUCCGAUUCAAUGGCAGUGACAUCUCCGUCAGCGUCCUCAACCUUUGACCAUGCACGCAGUCAUAGAGACAAGUUUACCUCUGUUGUCACUGUCCCAGAUGGCAAAGUUCCCAUUAUUCGUUUCAGUCCUGUCACCUCUACGACCAUCAAUAGUCCAAGUGCCCAUGUCCGUUCAUCGAGCACGGUAUCAGUUGAGAGUUCAUUGCGGACUACGAAGUCUGAUUUUACUCCUUCUGUGACUUCCAGCUCUUCAAUUCAUUCAGCUACAAAGGAACCUAGCUCGACAACCGACAAUUGUGAGAAGGAUUGUUUGACUACACAAUCUAAAAGCGAGUUCGUUGUGUCGCUGAGUUCAUCUAAGGACUCCUCAGAGUUCACACAGAACGACCCCUCUCAUACAAGCUCCGGUCUGUCUGGACAGAGCACCACAUCCGGUCAAUCAACUUUCAAGCCAAGUACUCCAAGUUCCACUGAGAGAAGUACUUCACCUGGUCAUACAACCUCCAAACCAUUGAUCCCGGCCUCGACACGGUCAAUCCUCUCCAGUUUCUCACAGAUCGACCCUGCCACCUCGACCUCAGAUACACAAUCAAGUAGCGUGAACUCAGGAACAUCGACAGAUCUUUUAGAUUGCACGUCCAGUAGCACUGGAUCAUCUUCAUCUACUUUCUCUGUUCAACAACGAACCACCUCUGAAAGUGCCUCUUCUCCGACUGGCCACAUGGAGUCAGGCUCGAGAAGUCCAUCUAGUAGCUCUACCUUCUUGAAAUUAACGGCUCUUCCAGCUAGCGACUCAGGCAGUACUGGAUCCACUUCUUCGACUUUGUCGGAUCAACAAUCGACCACAUCUAGUCAGUCAGCUUCUAAAACAACAGCUGAUACCAGCUCGACAUCGAGUGGGACUACAUCAAACUCGCUUGGUUCAACGGCUCUAGCAUCCGCCCCUGAUCUUGAGUCUCUCACUGCAACCAGUGAUUCUGCAAUUGAGAUGUUCGCACCUACAGCAUCACCUUCAUCUGAGGCGUGGGGUACAUUGACUUCCCUGCCGUCUGGUACGAUAACUGGAGCUCCAGCCAAGACCGAUGUCAUCAAUAUUGCAUUGCUCUUGAGAAACACAUACAAUAAAAUCGGCGAUCUCAAAAAAGCCCCAAAGGAGUACAAAAAGCGCAUUCAAGAUAUUCAGGACCAAUCUGAAAACUAUCUGUCGAAGGCAGGGUUUGAUUCAGGCAGUUCCCCUUGCUCUAGUUCUAAAAAGAGAUCCCUGGAAAAGAGAGGUCUCUUUAGUGCAGUUAAGAGUGUUGCCUCAGACGCGGUCCAUGCCACCGUGGACACUGCAAAAAGCGUUGCUGAAGCUGCUAUUAGCUGCAUUGCACCCAUAGCAGAUGACAUUACAAGCGAGAUUCCUGAUGAUCCAGCGGACUUGACAGAUGAAGUUGAGAACAGAGUUAAGAAGGGAACAGAGUAUCUUGAUGAAAUCAGCAAUAUUGUGGAUAGGAUGGAGGAGAAGGUCGACGAUAAUACCAACCAAAGUGCAUCUGAGUCCGAAUCUUCUCAAUCAUCCACAAGCUCUGAGUCUUCUACAUCUUCUGAAUCAACUACAUCCUCCGAGUCAUCGACCUCUUCUGGGUCUUCAACUUCUUCUGGGUCUUCAACUUCUUCUCAGUCUUCAACAGCCUCAUGCACCUCAAGCACUACUGUUUCGGAAUGCACAUUCUCUACAAUUAUCUAUUCGAUAUCUGGUACAGGCACUACUGACUUGAGUACGACCAGCACAGAGAUAUGCUCAAAAAUAACAGCCUGCAAUGCCUCUCCAACAACACUGAGCACUACAGUCACUGAAGAUUCAUGUCCUUUGAGAACAACAUAUUCCGUUCCUGCAGCAGUCCCAAUCACGCCAUCUGGAUACACUGGAACCGCGACACCUGGCUCUACUGGUACUUCGGCCUUGACAGGCUCAGUCCCUUCGACCGCUGCACCAAGCUCCACGUCGAGUACGACAGCAACUACAGAGUCAACAGAAUCAGGAUCUGGUAGUUCCUCGGGCAUCGGAGGUACAUUCAGUACCUCUGCGAGCUCAACCCACAAGUCUGGCGUUUCUAGAAGUUCCACCCUUACAAGUUCUUCUCCCCAAAGCACAAGCAACGCCGGUGCUUUCACGACUACUGCAUCAGAUGGUUCUGUCUAUUACUGUGGGGACUCAAAGUAUGAGAGCUCUGCUUCCGAUAGCAUCAGAACAUGUGUGACCUCAAUGUCCUCCGUGACCAUGAUACCCUCAGUUUAUGUGUCUUGGUCCGCUUCUUUGGCCUCAUCUGAAUACGCCAAGUCUGCAUCUGAAGCCAGCGCUUCAGCCUCCAACUCGAGUCCGUCAAGCACAUCCGCGAAACCCACGUCCCAAGCGAGCUCGAAGAGCUCGGAAACUAGCAGUUCAGAAGCCAGUACAUCAACAUCGGAUACCAGUACAGCGAGCUCGGAAGCUAGUACCUCAGAAACAAGCACCUCAACUUCGGAAGCGAGUGCUACAACCUCAGAAGUCAGUACGACAAGCUCUGAAACUAGUACAUCAACAUCGGAAACCAGCACGUCGGAAAGUAGCACUUCGACUACGGAAGCCACCACAACGACCUCGGAAGCUACGACCACGACCGCAACAACAGCCUCAUCUACACCAACAGAUCAGCUUUACAUUCUCUACGAGGAUCCCGAAAGUUCCUUGUACGAGUAUUGGAAAAUUAUGGAAAUUGAUCUUGACGAUACCGAUCCCGACUGGUGUGAUCUGAGCCCGUUGGGUGCUGCUGAGGCUUCUGGUGAUAUCGUUGAAGGGGAUGUCCCUAAUCCGCCUACAAUUGAUUUUAGCUCAGACGCGGACGUCACAGACGACACCUUCAAGGAUUGCGAGUAUGAAAGCGACAGUGCAACUCUCAUAUGCUCAGACUUCACUGUCGUCUGCGAAACUGAUAUAGAAACUAGCAUGGGCACACAAUAUUGCUCGGAUACAUUCUAUGCGCCGAAGGUUCGGUGUAGGUGGGGCGCAAGUGAUAGCACUUGA
Molecule: messenger RNA, 3183 nt
Organism: Penicillium malachiteum
Lineage: Eukaryota; Fungi; Ascomycota; Eurotiomycetes; Eurotiales; Aspergillaceae
Exons: 1
Coding region: 1-3183 (1060 amino acids)
Source: RefSeq, a predicted model, not a curated record